Messenger RNA from Dacryopinax primogenitus, 657 nucleotides. RefSeq lists its product as uncharacterized. The transcript has a single exon. The record is from RefSeq and is a predicted model, not a curated record. Bases 1 to 657 code for a protein of 218 amino acids. Lineage: Eukaryota; Fungi; Basidiomycota; Dacrymycetes; Dacrymycetales; Dacrymycetaceae.
AUGAUCUUCGCUCGUCUCUCCGCUCUCCUACUUGCCGUCUCAGGCGCUUUCGCCGCCACUAUCGGAUUGCGCGACACAUGCGCAGAAGUCGACUCGGAUUUGAUUCUAGACGUUGAUCUUGUAGCCGUUGAUUUUGGACAUAUCGGGCCGAUUUGCCUGUGUCUGAGUGGCAUUCCUGGUAAGGUAUCGAAAAGGUUCCAACGCAUCCCAUCACUCAUCCUUGUCGUAGAUCUCAUUACCAGUGACACUCUACUCAGUGUCCCUGUUCAGCUUCUUGGCGCGUUGGCUGUGGAAGAAGCCCUCACUGCUCUCGUUGGCUCCAGUCCCAUCUGCAAUUCCUCGCCCUCCACUCGGAAGCGCGACACCUACACGUUCAACGACCGAAUGUGCCCCAAGGGCCUCUCUCUGUGUGGCAUCCAAAGCUCUUGGAGUAACACCAACUGGGAGUGUAUCGACACCAGAAGCGAUUUGGAGAGCUGUGGUGGUUGCCUCGUUGGCGUCAUGGGCACCUCUGGCACUGGGGUCGACUGCACGGCCAUCGAGGGGGUCGAGGAUGUUGCCUGCAACGAGGCCAAGUGCCAGGUCUUCUCCUGCGCAUCGGGCUAUCGCGUUUCAGAUUGCGGCACAAGCUGUGUCAGGACUGCGCCUCACACUUGA